UUCUUCUUGUUGCUGGAUUUACAACUUCCUCACAACGCACUCCUCAUCUGACGACGUUUGGCUGUACAGACUCAUUUUUCUAGUCUUUUUGGUACUUCACUUUUAAAUUUCGGCCCCACCCCCAAGCUCACAUUUCCGCCAUUGCCAUUAUUAUAAAAGUUAGUCUGACCACAUAAUAAUUAUUCGACUGUAGAAAGUUCUUGAGGAGAAAGCAUUUCCUACAUACUCUGAAAUAUUAAGUACUUUUUUAAUCAUGAGAAUCCAAAAUGCCAGAAUUUAUUGGUGAAGCGAAAAUGGAAUUGGAAGGAAAUUCACGGUAAAAAAAUUAUACCUUAAUAAUAGUUCAGCUAUUAUUAUUAAGUUGUUUAAAUUUUGACCAAAAGUAUACUCGAGUAGGAGUGCUUUAGUGUAUAGAAUUAUUGCGUAACGCUAGUGAGAGAGAGAGUAAAUUAAACUUUGAUUAGUGUGGAUUGAUGUCGUCCAUGAUACAUAUCUCAAAUUACCGAGUGGUCAUCUAUUAACGUCAUAUAAUUCAGGGGACGUGUGAAUAGCAUGCCCAAUCAGUCCGCACCCACAAUGAACAAGUUGUGCAGACAAGUGAGUAUAGAAAGCCCUGGUCCGUUGGUGAAGGAUUGUGUUUUCAGUUUCGACGUUCCAGUUCCUGACGUCCCAGCCAAUGGGGCCCGAAUUCGAGUGGGAUGUGCCGGGGCGUGCUACAGCUCGAAAAGGGCAAACUCACAAUCUUCAAUGACCAGUAUGUCAAGCCAAGGAAGCUUGAGUGGAGAUGUUUCCACGAUGUGUGGCUCAGGGUCGGUGGGAAGUAUCUGUCAAAAUCCGUCGUAUUAUGGCGUUCGAGAUGCUGCUCUAUUCCCAGGCUACGAGGUUGCUGGGAUAGUGGAAGCAUUGGGAGUUGAGGUUGGCUCAGAACCUAGUGUCAAAAUUGGGGACAAAGUCGUAGUCUAUCCCUAUGAAGGUGUGCCUCAUGGGUAUGCUGAGUACAUGACGGUUCCAGAGCUAAAGUACUUGGUCAAAGUCCCAGACAACAUGCCACUAAGUGUUGCCGCAAUGCUUCCAACGGGCGCACUUUGGGCCAUGAACACAAUCCAAGUGGCAAGAGAGCACAUUCUCAAAAUUCUUCAGGAACAAGGAAAUUCCGAGCGAGUAAAAGUUUUGCUGGUUGGAACGGGAGGACUAGCUUUGUGGGCUCUGCGUCUUGCAAAAUACUAUUUGAACGAUGUUCAGGAUCAAUUGCUCUUGGUGGUGGCGAGUUUGAGAGAUGAGGGCAUCCUGCUUGCUAAGGAAGCCGCAAACGUCAGUGUGGUACAAUGGAACGAAGACUGCUACGAACGGGUUCUAAUCGAACGCACAAAGGACUCUUGUGAGGGAGAGGUUAACAUUGUCAUUGACUUUGGAACCACGUCACGGAGUCUUCAUCGGUCUCUGCAAUGUCUCAGCAAGGGAGGGAUUGUUUUAAUCAGUUCGGAAGUUUCUGAUCGACUUCUUCCGAAAUUCAGUCGACGUGCCGAAGAACUUCAACAAACCAUAAAACCGGUUGAUUUGGGGUCGUUGGAACAACUUCGUGAAUUGGUGGAUUUGGUGUCAUCUGGAAAGUUGGAACCCCCUCCUCACACAGUCUUUCCGGCGGAUCAGGCGAAAGAGGUGAUCCGGAAGUUGUGCAACUCGGAAAUUCAAGGAAGAGCGAUUCUUCGAUUCCAUUCCAUUGACUGAAGACCGCAUAUUUUAUGCUAAAACUCACAAAACUCUAAAAAUCCACAUAUUACAUUUCCAAAAACAAGUCGUCGUCGAAACGUAGCACGAUAUCCAAUCAAACUCAACUUCUCCGCGUCGAGAUCCUUUGUUGUUAUUGUCAAAAUAAUGCGAGCAAAAAAAAUCUGAUGGAAAAGCGCAUCAUUGUCAUAUUACCCACAUAAACUGUUUCCGUUGAAUGACAACCAAUGUCACACACACAAUUCAAUUACCAGAUUACAAGCAGCCACUCAUUUAAGCUUUUACGUAUUUACCACCAUAAGUUUGCAAGUUAAGUAUUAGUUAAGCGUUGUUUACGAGUUUCAUUCACUCUUGACCAUGUUAGUUAAGGCUACGAAUUGCGAAAGUAUUUUUAGCAGCUUUUCAUAUGAACGAGCAUCUCUGUAUGAUUUAAACUUAUAACAAUUUUUACGAAACUGACACUGAAAUAUAAUUGAGAUUGUUCAUAUGCAAAGUGAUUUCAUGUUCUCAUACAUGAAUUGUCCUGGAUGAUAUUCAGAUUAUAGAUUGUAGAGAUACGUAUGUAUACGUAGCUAAUUAGCCAACAGGAAAUGAGACCUAAUCAUUUGCCACUAAUUUGAAGAAAGUUUCUUAAAUGCGUUUGUUUGUUGUUAUUCAGUGAUAAAUAGUAGGUAUUUAUACACACUCUUAUAUAUCGGAAGAGAAGCCUCAUAUUGUUAAUUUAUUGAGUGGCAUGUAGUACAGAUAAUUAAGGCGUUGUUGAAUAAUUAUAACAUGUAUCCAUUUAAUAUGAUGAUGAUGAUGAUGAUGAUACUGCAUAUACUAUAUUCUGUAUAAAUUUAGUCACGUUGAAUAAACUCUAUAGAACUCUAUGUA
Molecule: messenger RNA, 2604 nt
Organism: Folsomia candida
Lineage: Eukaryota; Metazoa; Arthropoda; Collembola; Entomobryomorpha; Isotomidae
Gene: Drat
Product: zinc-type alcohol dehydrogenase-like protein C1773.06c
Exons: 10
Coding region: 553-1728 (391 amino acids)
Molecular function (GO): oxidoreductase activity
Source: RefSeq, a predicted model, not a curated record